AUCUCAUUAUUUUAGCUUUAUUCAAUUACUUCUCUUUGUACAUAAAUCUUAACGUUGGUGCGCAACAUCAUAGUUGAUAUCAACGGUUUGACUGUUAUGAACUUCAAUUUUUAUUACAUAAUUACAAAUUCAUAAAAAAUACGGUAGACCAAUUAGGCGGAACAUUCCAUCCGCAUAGGGCCUACCACGACUUUACAAGAUGGCGAGCUCCACCGGCGGAUCAGGAGUUAUAGUUCCACGGAACUUUCGUUUACUCGAAGAAUUGGAACAAGGUCAGAAAGGUGUUGGUGAUGGUACUAUUAGCUGGGGAUUAGAAGAUGAUAGUGAUAUGACUCUUACACGCUGGACAGGCAUGAUUAUAGGUCCUCCUAGAACACCAUAUGAAAAUAGAAUUUACAGUUUAAGAAUAGAAUGUGGCCAACAAUAUCCUGAAGAACCUCCUUCUUGUAGGUUUCUAACAAAAAUAAAAAUGAAUGGAAUUAGUGAGAGUACUGGUUUGGUUGAGAAAAAAUCUAUUACUGUGCUCAGUCGUUGGCAAAGAACGUAUUCGAUUAAGACGGUUCUUCAAGAGCUUCGUAGAGCUAUGACACUGAAAGAAAAUCAGAGACUUAGUCAGCCACCAGAAGGCUCUACAUUUUAGCAAAAAUAAAUAAGAGGAUAUGCAGUUACGAUUAGCAGAUCAUUGAUCAUGCAAGCACUUUGUAGUUCCUGUGCUACUUUGAACAUAGGGAUGUACAAACACAGGCAACAGCUGUUUUAUAAAGUCCCCAUUUUCUGUCUGUCUGAAUUGUGGACCAGCUUGCUUCUCCAGUAAUCAGUGGAUUUGUUAUAUUCUGAGUUAAAAUAAUCUUCAUUUUGUCUGCAAACUAUAAUUUUUACCCUCAGGUUUGACGGCAGUAAAUGGGGCAUGGAAAUAAAUAGGUUACAGCAUCCUUUUGGACAAAGUUUUUAUGAAGUAAGAAGCUAACACUUGUUUGUUUUUGUUGUUUUUUUCUUGAUCAGAAUACUAAAAUGAUCUAUUUCCUGGCUAUCAAAUCUCAAAAAGUCAUCAUUAACGAGAAGAGAGAAUUGGUGAUGGUUUAUAAUAUUCAGUUGUUUCUCGAUUAAAAAAACAAAAUUUCUGACUUUGGUGCAUUGUUAUGGUUUUAUGCUAGACAAAACUAUACUUAAAAAUACUGAGAAUAUCAUUUGAUUAAAAUAUGUCCAUUUGUAAUAUCUGUGUAUAAUUGUUUAUAUUGAAAUUCAAGUCUUUUUUUGUUUUCCUAAUUAAUAAUGAAACAAAUAUAACUUGAUUAAAUUCUUAUUUCAUAACUAUCACCACCUGUAAACAUCUGUUUUUCUCUCUUUUUUUUUUUCUAGUAAAAAUUAAUAUUUUUAUUUAGUAUCAGUUGUUUCUCUCAUUUUAAACUAAUUGUUUUGUCUGUUGUGAGUAAAAAAAUACGUGCUGUACAUUCGGUAUUCUCUUUUGAUAAAAAUUUGAUUUUGUAUUUAUUUUUAGUUUGAACCUUUUAAUCUGUUACUUUUAAUUUGUGGGUAUUAGAAAAUUGACAUCAAUCAAGAGCUUUUAACGUGUAUGUGAGAUGGCAGUCAGUUGCUAAUAAAGUUAUUUCACUCCUUGA
Molecule: messenger RNA, 1619 nt
Organism: Limulus polyphemus (Atlantic horseshoe crab)
Lineage: Eukaryota; Metazoa; Arthropoda; Merostomata; Xiphosura; Limulidae
Product: ubiquitin-conjugating enzyme E2 variant 2-like
Exons: 4
Coding region: 200-640 (146 amino acids)
Biological process (GO): protein K63-linked ubiquitination; DNA damage tolerance
Cellular component (GO): nucleus
Source: RefSeq, a predicted model, not a curated record